Molecule: messenger RNA, 1127 nt
Organism: Moneuplotes crassus
Lineage: Eukaryota; Ciliophora; Spirotrichea; Euplotida; Euplotidae
Source: the annotation of a GenBank genome assembly
AUGGAAGAGCAAUAUGAGGAUAGCUUCAAGGAGAGAACGCUCAAAGCAGCUCAUAAGGUUGAAGAUGAGCUGGACAACAACCAAACUCAGACAGUUCAGCCACCGAAGAGAAAUUGGCCUGCCUUCUUUUUCUUUCAGCGAGAACAACUUCCUAAAUAUAAAGAACAAAAUCCAAAUCUUUCGCAUAGAGAAUGAGUGAAAAAGAUGGGUGAAAUGUGGCGAGGACUCUCUGAAACUGAGAAACAACCCUACAUUGACCAAGAGAAGCAGGAUAAAGCCAGAUAUCUGAAAGAAAAGGAACUAUACAUGCAAGAAAACAAGGGCUCUAUUUGGGAUAAAUCUAAACAAGUAAGAACGAGAAAGCAAAGAAAGGGACCUAUAAGAGCUUGGCCUCCAUUUUUCUAUUUCCAUAAACAAAGAAGAGGAGAAAUUAAGGAAGAAAAUCCAACCUUGAAUCAUAGAGAAAUUGUUGCUAAGCUUGGAGCAGAGUGGAGAGCACUAUCUGAUGAACAGAAGAAGCCAUUUGUAGAACUCUCAAAGCAAGAUGAACUUAGGUACGAGAGGGAAAAGGAAGGGUUCGAUACAAAAGAGACCUCUUCGGAGACAAUUCCUUCUUCUAUGCAAUCUAAAAUCAACCUCAGAAAUGACCAGGAAGAUAAUCAGGAUCUAUCAGAAUGAGCUGGCGAAGAAGACAAAGAGGAUGAAUCUAGAUCUAAAGAAGUGUCGCAAACUUCUGAGAAGAAAUCUGAACUUCCUUUAGCACAAGAUAGUACCAGAUGAGACAAGGAUAGAGUCCAAAGGAGGUCUAAGUCUGGACCUAAAAAACCAAUGUCUCCUUUCUUCCAGUUUUCCAAAAGCAGGAGGGAACAACUUAAGCAACAGAACCCUGACUUGAGCAUCAAAGAGGUGACUAUGCUUCUAGCUCAAGAGUGGAGAGCCCUGACUCCUGAAGCCAAAUCUCAGUUCGAAGAACUUGCUGCUAAGGACAAGGAGAGGUACGAGAGGGAGAAGAAAGAGCUUAACCAGUCAGAAACUUCAGAAGGUGAAGCCCAGAAGAGCUUACUGCAGAAGAAGGCAAAGCCUAUGCAGUAGUCAUAACUCGAUCAGUUUUAAAAGAGUUUAACAAA